UGUGUUGUAGUUACGUUUAGUUCGAUAUGAUUCGAUCUUUUUAAUAUUUGUGAUUGAAUCUUUUAGUUCAGUUAUGAGAGUCGAUCUUUUGAACUAGUUCGUUCGCGAACUACACAGCUCUAAUCUUUAGGCGCUCCUCGUAGCGUUCCUCCUAUACUGUGACGUAGCCACGUAGCAAAAAAAGGUCAUUAAUAAAUUUUGUUUAUCUUUACGUUUAUAAAAAUAUUACCGAAGUAUACAAAAUCAAAUGGAAGUUAAACAAGAACUUAGUGAAAAUACGUGUAAAAUAGAAAUAGGUAAUAAUGAGGUGAAUGAUGCUCUUCUGGAUACCAUUAAAGCGGAACCUCAAACUGAAAUUACACAGGAUUCAUCUGAUGACUUGCAGGAAUAUCCUUUAAAGACAGAAAUAAAAUACGAUGAAGAUAAACUUUGUCUGCUUCAAGUAAAACAAACAAAUGAAGGCCCUCUCGGAGAGGAGAAGAACACAUUGGAAAUUACGGAAACAAUAGCUUUACAUACAUGUAACGAAGAAGGUGCGAGUCGACCUGAUGAAGAAAUAAAAUGUGAAAUUUGUUUUAAGCAGUUUGGUCGUAAAAGUUAUUUAAACAAACAUAUGGAAACACACACUAGAAAAAAAUUUACUCAAGAUAGUGAUUUGAAAGGACAUUUAAGGGUACACACUGGCGAAGAACCGUACAAGUGUGAAAUUUGUUCUAAGCAAUUUAAUCGAAAUGAACAUUUGAAAACACAUUUAAGGAUACACACUGGAGAAAAGCCUUACAAGUGUGAUAUUUGUUUAAAACAGUUUUCUUGUAAGACUUCUUUGGAUAUACAUAAAACAGGUCACACUGGUAAAAAACCUUUCAAAUGUGAAAUUUGUUUUAAGCAAUUUAGUCGUAAUGGACAUUUGAAAGAACAUUUGAAAGUGCACACUGGUGAAAAACCUUACAAGUGUGAAAUUUGUUUUAAGCAGUUUAGUCAAAAUGAACAUUUAAAAACGCAUUUAAGAGUACACACUGGAGAGAAGCCUUACAAGUGUGAAAUUUGUUCUAAGCAAUUUACUCAAGAAGGAAAUUUGAAAGGACAUUUAAGGAUACACACUGGAGAAAAGCCUUACAAGUGUGAUAUUUGUUUAAAACAGUUUUCUCGUAAGAAUUCUUUGGAUAUACAUAAAACAGGUCACACUGGUAAAAAACCUUUCAAAUGUGAAAUUUGUUUUAAGAAAUUUAGUCUUAAUGGACAUUUGAAAGAACAUUUGAAAGUGCACACUGGUGAAAAACGUUAUAAGUGUGAAAAACGUUAUAAGUGUGAAAAACGUUAUAAGUGUGAAAUUUGUUAUAAGCAAUUUACUCAAGAAUGCAAUUUGAAAGACCAUUUAAGGAUACACACUGGUGACAAACCUUAUAAGUGUGAAAUUUGUUAUAAGCAGUUUAGUCAAUAUGGAAAUUUGAAAAGGCAUUUGAGAGUGCACACUGCUGAAAAACCUCACGAGUGUGAAAUUUGUUCUAAGCAAUUUACUCAAGAAGGAAGUUUGAAAGGACAUUUAAGGAUACACACUGGAGAAAAGCCUUACAAGUGUGAUAUUUGUUUAAAACAGUUUUCUCAUAAGAAUUCUUUGGAUAUACAUAAAAUAGGUCACACUGGUAAGAAACCUUUUAAAUGUGAAAUUUGUUUUAAGAAAUUUAGUCUUAAUGGAAAUUUGAAAGAACAUUUGAAAGUGCACACUGGUGAAAAAUGUUAUAAGUGUGAAAUUUGUUCUAAGCAGUUUCCAUCAGCAAGUCGCUUGAAACAGCAUUUGAGAGUGCACAGUGGUGAAAAUCCUUACAAGUGUGAAAUGUGUUUCAAGCAGUUUGGUGACAGAAGCAGUUUGAGAAAGCAUUUGAUAUUACACACUGGAGAAAAGCCUCAUCAAUGUGAAAUUUGUUCUAAGCAAUUUACUCAAGCAAAGAGUUUGAAAGGACAUUUAAGGAUACACACUGGAGAAAAACUUUACAAGUGUGAAAUUUGUUCUAAGCAAUUUACUCAAGAAGGAAGUUUGAAAGGACAUUUAAGGAUACACACUGGAGAAAAGCCUUACAAGUGUGAAAUUUGUUCUAAGCAAUUUACUCAAGAAGGAAGUUUGAAAGGACAUUUAAGGAUACACACUGGAGAAAAGCCUUACAAGUGUGAAAUUUGUUCUAAGCAAUUUACUCAAGAAGGAAGUUUAAAAACACAUUUAAGGAUACACACUGGAGAAAAGCCUUACAAGUGUGAUAUUUGUUUAAAACAGUUUUCUCAUAAGAAUUCUUUGGAUAUACAUAAAACAGGUCACACUGGUAAAAAACCUUUCAAAUGUGAAAUUUGUUUUAAGAAAUUUAGUCUUAAUGGACAUUUGAAAGAACAUUUGAAAGUGCACACUGGUGAAAAACGUUAUAAGUGUGAAAAACGUUAGAAGUGUGAAAAACGUUAUAAGUGUGAAAUUUGUUAUAAGCAAUUUACUCAAGAAUGGAAUUUGAAAGGACAUUUAAGGAUACACACUGGUGACAAACCUUAUAAGUGUGAAAUUUGUUAUAAGCAGUUUAGUCAAUAUGGAAAUUUGAAAAGGCAUUUGAGAGUGCACACUGCUGAAAAACCUCACGAGUGUGAAAUUUGUUCUAAGCAAUUUACUCAAGAAGGAAGUUUAAAAGGACAUUUAAGGCCUUGAGAAAAGCCUUACAAGUGUGAUAUUUGUUUAAAACAGUUUUCUCAUAAGAAUUCUUUGGAUAUACAUAAAACAGGUCACACUGGUAAAAAACCUUUCAAAUGUGAAAUUUGUUUUAAGAAAUUUAGUCUUAAUGGACAUUUGAAAGUGCACACUGGUGAAAAAUGUUAUAAGUGUGAAAAACGUUAUAAGUGUGAAAUUUGUUAUAAGCAAUUUACUCAAGAAUGGAAUUUGAAAGGACAUUUAAGGAUACACACUGGUGACAAACCUUAUAAGUGUGAAAUUUGUUAUAAGCAGUUUAGUCAAUAUGGAAAUUUGAAAAGGCAUUGAGAGUGCACACUGAUGAAAAAUGUUAUAAGUGUGAAAUUUGUUCUAAGCAAUUUACUCAAAAAGGAAGUUUGAAAGGACAUUUAAGGAUACACACUGGAAAAAAGCCUUAGAAGUGUGAUAUUUGUUUAAAACAGUUUUCUCAUAAGAAUUCUUUGGAUAUACAUAAAAUAGGUCACACUGGUAAGAAACCUUUUAAAUGUGAAAUUUGUUUUAAGAAAUUUAGUCUUAAUGGACAUUUGAAAGAACAUUUGAAAGUGCACACUGGUGAAAAAUGUUAUAAGUGUGAAAUUUGUUCUAAGCAAUUUACUCAAGAAGGAAGUUUGAAAGGACAUUUAAGGAUACACACUGGAAAAAAGCCUUAGAAGUGUGAUAUUUGUUUAAAACAGUUUUCUCAUAAGAAUUCUUUGGAUAUACAUAAAAUAGGUCACACUGGUAAGAAACCUUUUAAAUGUGAAAUUUGUUUUAAGAAAUUUAGUCUUAAUGGACAUUUGAAAGAACAUUUGAAAGUGCACACUGGUGAAAAAUGUUAUAAGUGUGAAAUUUGUUCUAAGCAGUUUCCAUCAGCAAGUCGCUUGAAACAGCAUUUGAGAGUGCACAGUGGAGAAAAUCCUUACAAGUGUGAAAUAUGUUUUAAGCAGUUUACUAAACAAAAUAUGAAAAGACAUUUGAGAGUACACACUGGAGAAAAGCCUCAUCAAUGUGAAAUUUGUUCUAAGCAAUUUACUCAAGCAAAGAGUUUGAAAGGACAUUUAAGGGUACACACUGGAGAAAAACCUUACAAGUGUGAAAUUUGUUUUAAUCAAUUUAGGCUAGAACAACAUUUAAAAAUGCAUUACAAGAUACAUACUGGAGAGAAACCCCACUCAUGUGAAAUUUGUCUUAAGAAAUUUAUGCGAGCAAGUGAUUUGAAAAUACAUUUGAGAGUGCACACUGGUGAAAAACGUUACAAGUGUGAAAUUUGUUCUAAGCAGUUUAGUAAAACAAGGAAUUUGAAAGUUCAUUUGAGAGUACACACUGGAGAGAAACCUUACAAGUGUGAAAUUUGUUUUAAGCAAUUUAGUCAAAAUGUAAAUUUGAAAGAGCAUUUGAGAGUGCACACUAGUGAACAACCUCACAAGUGUGAAAUUUGUUCUAAGCAAUUUAGUAACAAGGCACAUUUGAAAAUGCAUUUUUCAGUACACACUGGAGAAAAAGCCUUACAAGUGUGAAAUUUGAGAGUGCAUACUGGGGAGAAACCUUACAAGUGUGAGAUUUGUUUCAAGCAAUAUAGUCGAGCAAUUGGUUUGAAAUUACAUUGGAGAGUGCACGCGAAAGAGAGAUCGUAAGUGGGAAAUUUAUUUUAAACCUUCUGUCGCAACUUUCAUUAAAAAACAAACUGACCAUCUAUAAAACAAUACUCAAACCAGUGUGGCCAUACGGAAUCGAGUUGUGGGGCUGUAGCAAACCAUCCAACACCAAAAUACUAGAGACAUUCCAGUCAAAAACUAUUCGUAUGUUAGCUAAAGCCCCAUGGUACGUGUCAAACCAAACCCUUUAUGCAGACCUCAACAUUCCCUUCAUCAAUGAUGUGAUUGCUGACCACUCCAGAAGAUACAUGAAACGCACAGCAGAUCAUCCAAACCAUCUCAUAGACGAACUAUUCAACCCUCCACUAAUUGACAGACGCCUAAAAGACUUUGUCCAGAAGACCUACGUUUGUCUCACCGCAGCAAAAUCUCAAAGGAACCGUGACGUCACAUAGACACUGACAACUGAAAACAAAAUACUAAAAGAACUGCGACGUCACUUCUAAAGUGACAUAACAUAAAGUGACAACUGACAAAUACGUCAUACUUAUAACCUUAUAAAAAUAUACAAAAAUAAUAUGAAUAAAAAACUGAUUUUGUUUUAUAAUCCAAUAGAAUUACGAGCUUCCAGGAUCUGGUUAUAAUAUAUUAUAAUUGAAUCGGUCAUUUCGAAAACAAUACAUGUCACAAUUAUAUAAAUUUUUCAGGAAACAAAAAUUGUUCCAUUAAUAGUUGAGUAUUUUGAGGUAAUAAUUUAAAUUUAAAAUUAAAGUAUUAUGUUUCUGAAAGACAAAAAAACAAUAAAAAUAAGAAAAUGUCUUUAUUUUCAGCAAGAAACAGUCAAAAUACAUAGAAACUUAUAUAUUAUAUACCUCUAAUAAUAUUAUAAAAUAUUAACAAUGUAUGUCUUUAUCCAUAUCAAUGUUAGUGAAUUUAAAACAUAAAUUUUAUAUGUUUUAAAUUCAUUGUUAUGGAUACGGACAAUCAUUGUUUUUCGAACUAACUGAAAACAUACAGACCUGCCAUACAAUAUUUUAAACAGUAACUUGCAUUAUUUUCGUGCGGAAUGGUUGAUUUCAAUUUUAAAAUUAUUGUGGUGUCAAAAAGUCAUUUUACUCCAAAUAUGGACUUAUAUAAUAAUUUUAUGUUGUUUUUGAAAUGACCUAUUCAAUUAUAAUUAGCAUGGAUGCCUACAUCCUUUAUUAAUAUGGAUUUUAUUGAAGAAUUAAUGUCAUCAAUAAUUUUUAAGAUUACAAGCUCAUUUUAGGCAAAUGUUGAAAUAAAACAUAGUUUACCAAAAUAUCAGUAUUAUCUCAAAUUUACAUAAACAGAGUUAAAUAACAAAAAAAAUAAACAAAAUUUACGCUUACAAAGAUUAAUAUUUUAGAAAUUGACUUUUUUCAUUAUCGAAAGUAGGUAUGUAUAACCUAAUAAAAAAAGAAAAUACGUAAUAAAAAAUAAAUAAUAAUAACAGUCAAAUUUUUAAAGUAAAUUCUUUCAUGACUAUAAUAUACACAGCUGAAUACAGCCACUAAAAUACUCAUUUAUCUAAUAUCACUCUAAGUUUAUAAUUUAUAGUGGCUCUUUAAAUAAAAUUAGUGUCAUAAAACUUAAAUGAAAAUUUAAUUACAUUGAGUUAUAUAUAAUAAAUAAAACUAAAGAACUUCAGCAACACGGAAAAUCUGUUAAGUUGGCAUGGAUUAAAAGCCACUGUGUAAUAACUGGAAAUUAAAUAGUAGAUGAAUUGGCAAAAAAUGCGGUGACACAAGAAGUGUUAACACAUUAUCUUUGUAUGUCUAGAGAUAUAGAAUCAGAUAUAUUCAAAGAGCUUAAGAAAGGUAUAUUUAUGAGAACGUAAAUACAGAAAACGAUUACAGAGUAAUCAGAAACUACAUAACAGAUAAACCUUAUAGCAAGAACUAUAUACUAAAUGAGAUUUAACCCCAGUAUUAUUUUUAUAUUUAAAAUUAAUCUAGCUAAUAGUAAACAAAGUGUUUGUGGUCAGAUGGAUAACCUACAACACAAAAUUUUGGACUGUUUUCUUAUAUCUAAUAAUGUUGCUAUGUUUUUAAAUCCACUGUAUUCUUUGACUGAUGUCCACCAUCCCAUUAAUUUAAACUAUUUGUUAACAUUUGAAAACAAUGAGUUGUGAUACCGACUAUUGUAUAAACAUGUUUUAGAUAUUAAACUAAAUUGUAAUGGUAAAUAUAGAGUAAGUAUUCCUUUGUAAAUUGAUGCAAUAUAAAAUAAGCGAAAAAAUAGGUAUCAUAUAAAAAAAUGAGGAACUUGGACAGUCUAUAGCAAAAUAGCUCUCAAAUUAAGUAGAGCUGCAGAAGAAUUUGGCUGUGGAACUCUGAGGAUAUCAAUUCAAAAAAAUACAAAAAGGCUUAUUUAUUACAGAUUCAUAUUAGUAGGUAUUAGUUUUAGCAUAAGAUUGUAUACGAAAAAAUGACUAUAAUAAGUAAAAAAUUGUAAAAUUGGCGAAUGGAUUUAGUGUCCGCAAUCAUAUAGACCCAAACAAACAUUUUAAAAAUACUUAUAUAGCAACCAGUAUUGUGAUAUAUUGUUUGUCCACUAUAACUUUUCCCAUGCGUCACGAUUCAUUUUCAAACAAAUUAAAUCAAGUGACAAGUACGCCGAUGUGUGUAGUAUCUAUAUAGUAUACAGUAUACAAAAUGUAUAUACACAUAGACAUUCGUUUCACUUUAUGUUUUGACUUUAUUUGUUUGAAAAUGAAUCGUGAUGCAUGGGAAAAGUUAUAGCGGACGAGCAAUAUCUAAACCAGUAUCUAGAUCUUUUUAUAUCUAAAAUAUUACUCUUAACAUUUUUACUUGGAUAUUUCUAAUUUGAGGCGACAAAAAAAAUUAAGAAAAUGAUCUUAAACUAUCGCAUUUAAAAUAUGUAUAAGGCAGAACAUCUUGUAUUCAUACACUUGCAAUUGUGGUAGAAAUUUUUCGAGAAAAAACUUGUUUACUUACUAUCUAAAAUUGCAUUCAGAAGGUAAAAAUGAAACAUCGAAUAAACAGCAAAAAUGUCCUUUAACCUUCUAGCAGGCAAGCCCGUCUAAAGGUAGUUUAAUUUCUAGCCAUUUUUAUGCCUGCAGCAUGCAAACCCGCCUUUUGCUUUAUACCUCUAAGUGUACCUUAGUACACUAACAUUUGGUUAGCGCUAAUUGAUUGACUCCUUUGAGUCAAAACCUAUCAAGCUUUAAGUUUUUCCAUUGAAAAUAAAAUUGGUCUGGUAGAGGGUUAAGGGUAAACAUGACAUUGAUGUUGAACAGGACAUUUUAAAGUUUAAAAGUUUUGAAGAAUUCGAAAUAUGGAAAAAUGGUAUAGAAAAUGAAACUGAUUCAAGAUUUAUUACACUUCGAAAUAAAUCUUUAUCAUCAGGAAAACAUCAAGUAUUGCAGUCAUUUAGUUCAAAACCGUACCUAAUAUUUGAAAACUCAAGGUACUAAAAUAGUUUCUGCCCUGCAGCUAUGAUUCUUCAAGUCACUGAAAGCAGAAGGUGUACAUGUAAAUUUACAAAAAGCCACAUAGGACUUAGCAAUGAUUUUAUACUAUAUGUGUUAUCUUCAAAAAGUCAAGAAACUUACCACAUGAAAAAGUAAACAGAGAUUGCAAAUGCCAGUUAACCCAUAGGGAGUGUAAUGUGUGUUUGCAUAAAUUAAUGUUAAUUCAUUAAUAAAGUGGAUUACAGUGGAACCUCGAUUAUCUGUCUCUCUAUUGACCGUCACCUCUGUUAACCGUCAGGGUCCAUACCUACAUAAGUAAAAAUUUAGUCAUCAAUUCAUUUUGUUUGAACAUUGCGAUAAGCCAAACGAAAUUCCUUGAAAUGUACACGUGCAGUUAUGCCACCACCGCAUUUUUUAUGUAAAUAAUUUUUGUUCUUAUUCAGAACUCUGGAUUAAAUUUCAAUUUAAAUAUGUCAUAAAUAAUACCCUGCUUUUAAAAUUCUAUUUUUAGAAUGGCAAGCUGAAAAUAAAAAUGCACAGCACAAUAAUUAUUACAGUCAAUAUCUGUGUGUCACCAUAAUUAAAUUUUAUUCAAAUUCGAACAUUGAUUGUGUCACUUAGUCGUUUGAUCAAUUAAGUUUUGUUAACCGUCUUUUCGAUUAUCUGUCAUACCCUUGGUCCGGUCCCUGACGGAUAAUCGAGGUUCCACUGUAUCUGUAACAUGUUCACCUUCUUGGCAGAAAACUUAUUGAUAAGAUGCAUCCUCACAUAUAUCUCAUAAUUGUUUUGGUAAGAAAUUUAAUAAAAAGAAAAUAAUAAUUUUAAUCAUUACCAAUCUUAAUUUUUGAAGUUAUACUUCUUUACGCGCGAUGAGGGUGAAUUUUUAUAUGUUAAAACCAGGCACAUACGCAUCACCCAGGCGCAUACGCGCAUUAUAACUUUGUUCUGAUUGGAUGUUCAAAUGACAUGUCAAAAAUUAUUUAAUAUGGCAGCUGUAGGACACCUGUGGUUUGGAGGUAAAGGUAAACAAAUGUAUAAUAUAUUAGUUUUAUUGUUGUGAGGACAGAAACAAAAAAGUUUAUAAUAUUGUAGUGACUUUUAAAUAGUUUUUAAAAGCAACAGGUACGUAAUAAUUGUUAAUAUAUCAUAGGUAUAAACCUACCUGUUUGAUCUGCCAAAAUAUAUAGUAUGUAAUACUUUUAUUUAUAUAAUUUGAUUACCAUCAAAAUUUAUAUCAAUAUUCACCUAAUAUAUUGUUUUCUUACUCUA
Diabrotica virgifera virgifera (western corn rootworm) is the source of this 9019-nucleotide messenger RNA. Its product is annotated as zinc finger protein 493-like. The record is from RefSeq and is a predicted model, not a curated record. Gene Ontology annotation, biological process: regulation of transcription by RNA polymerase II. Bases 248 to 2431 code for a protein of 727 amino acids. Gene Ontology annotation, molecular function: DNA-binding transcription factor activity; RNA polymerase II cis-regulatory region sequence-specific DNA binding. NCBI's taxonomy places the organism in Eukaryota, Metazoa, Arthropoda, Insecta, Coleoptera, Chrysomelidae. The transcript is spliced from 2 exons.